CUUUCCGGAGUGCUCGCUCUGCGCAUGCGUACCAAUUAAUCCUGCUCAGCUCCAUCAUGGCGGCGAGGGGCCAUGUGCAAGACCCCAACGACAGGAGACUGCGACCCAUUUACGAUUACCUGGACAAUGGCAAUAACAAGAUGGCAAUCCAGCAGGCUGACAAACUGCUCAAGAAGCACAAAGAUCUUCACUGCGCAAAGGUCUUGAAGGCGAUUGGUCUGCAGCGCACCGGCAAACAAGAUGAAGCCUUCACGCUAGCGCAGGAAGUGGCCGUUCUCGAACCCACAGAUGACAACUCUUUGCAAGCACUGACCAUCCUCUACAGAGAAAUGCACCGGCCCGAGUUAGUGACCAAGCUUUAUGAAGCUGCCGUCCGGAAAGUUCCAACGAGCGAGGAGUACCACUCUCACCUCUUCAUGGCCUACGCCCGGGUCGGAGAGUACAAGAAAAUGCAACAGGCUGGAAUGGCGCUGUAUAAAAUUGUCCCCAAAAACCCAUAUUACUUCUGGUCAGUGAUGAGCUUGGUGAUGCAGGCCAUCUCAGCACAAGACGAGAAGCUCUCUCAGACCAUGUUCCUGCCGCUGGCUGAGCGGAUGGUGGAAAAAAUGGUAAAGGAGGAGAAAAUAGAGGCAGAAGCUGAGGUCCAGCUGUACUUUAUGAUCUUGGAGCGUUUGGGGAAAUAUGUGGAGGCACUGGAGGUGGUUCAGGGGCCACUUGGAGAGAAGCUGACCAGUGAACUGCAGAGCCGUGAGAACAAAUGCAUGAUGCUGUACCGCCGUCUGGAGCGCUGGGCCGAGUGCAACGCGCUGUCCUGCAAGCUGCUCCUGAAAAACCCUGACGACUGGCAGUUCUACAUAUUGUACUUUGACUCUUUGUUCUACCUUAUUGAUCAGAGCUGGGCACCUCCGCAAGAAGGAGCUCAUUCUGCAGAGGGAGAGGUGCAUGCCUCCACAGCUCAGGCCAUCAGCUUCAUGGAGGACCGAAUAGUCACAGAAGAAGCGAAGGAGUCCAAGCAUCUGAGAGGGCCAUACCUGGCCCGUCUGGAACUCAUCAGACGACUCCGAGAGCGCAGCUGUCCUGAAGCACAGCAGCUAGGUGAACCUCUUGAGCUCAUGUUCCAGUUCUUUGUGAAGUUUGGAGACAAGCCAUGUUGCAUCACCGACCUGGAGAUCUUUCUGGAUCUUUUCACACCUGACCAACAUGUGCAGUUCAUCAACAGGCUAAUGGAGGCCGUGCCACUGGGCGCUCCGGGAGAGGAUGGUGUUGCUCUUCCAGGAGACACGCGGGCUCUGCAGAGACAUCUGUGUGUGACCCAGCUGAGCCGCAGUCUGGGUCAGCAGCACGCGCUCAACACCGAGGGCAAACUGGGCCUCAUCAAAGAACUGAAGGCACAUUACCGGCACGGCUUACAGUUCGGGAAGUCCUGUUUAAAAACAGAGCUACAGUUCUCCGAUAUGUACUGUCUCAUGGCGGCUCAUGUCUAUAUAGACCUGUGGCUGGAGACGGGCGAUCAGAACAUGUUGUGGCAGUGUCUGGGGCUGUUAGAGGAAGGUCUCUCCCACAGUUCCUCCAACGCUCAAUUCAACUUUCCGUACCCACUGUAUUUAUUGACCCGCUAUGCAGAGUCUUUGGGCCAGUUUGCUGCUGCUUCCCAAUCUUGUAACUUCUCCCUCAGGUUUUUUCACUCGAACCAGAAAGAUACCUCAGAAUACAUUAUUCAAGCAUAUAAGUACGGGGCUUUUGAGAAAAUCCCGGAGUUCAUCGCCUUCAGGAACCGACUCAAUCACUCGCUGCACUUUGCCCAGGCGCGCACGGAGAGGAUGCUGCUGGACCUCUUCCUGGAAGCCGACACAUCAUCUCCUCUAGAGGAGAGCGUAAAAUCAAUGUCUCUAUGUCCGGAAGAGGACGACAUCCCGUGGGACAGCUUAAGGGACAACCGCGACCUGACUGUCCUCGUCAGCUGGAACCCUAAGGACCGGCAGCUGAACGAGGAGCACAAGCAGCACUCUCUAGAGGACGACACCCUGUGGCUGAGGUUGCGGUCGCUCACGCUGCGUCUGAUUGGCUGCGUCUCUGCGCUCACUCACCCACCGACAUCACGUAACUCUGAGAAGACGACUGAAAACGGAGUGGCGGCUAAACCGUCUUCUCUACAGUCGCUGCUCUCACAGCUAGAAAACACGCUAAACCAGGCCACACAGUUCACGGAAAAACAGCUGCAGCAUCAGUACCCAUUUGUGGGGCCCGUGCCGUCUCGUCUGGCUCAGGCUCUGUCCAGUGGUUGCUGUCAGUGUCAGCUCUCCUCUCUACAGCUCCCUCUGCACCUCCAGGAGCUUGAGACCGCCGGCCUGGAUGAAUCAACAGAGCUUCAAACACAAAUAUCUAAUCUUUUCAAGUCUUUAGCAGUACAACUUCAAGAUAUGUUGGAAAAAUGUAAAGGUGACCUAUUAGAAGUUAAAGACGAUCAAAGCAAGCCGCAACAAUUUUUACUGGAGAAUCUAGUCUACUUUGUUGAAACCGUUUGUAUCGUCCUAUGGGUGUCUAAUUACUGUGGAAGCGUCCUCCGGCCAUUAAAGUCAAGUUUACAGAAGAAGAAGAAAAAGAAAAAAGAAGUCAGCACUGUAACGCCGCCGGUGCUCUCGGCAUAUCAGGAGUUCAGCAGCAGCUUGCAGAGUCUCCUCAACCAGGCGCUGGAGCACAUCAAGAGCCAGGAGAUCAGCCUGACGGCGCUGAAGCUGGGAGCCCUCAGUCUGGAGGGUCAAACCCAGUCUGAGGCGGAAGGGACCUUCACAAAGACGGCCAUGGAUAAGGUGCAGAGCAGCUACCUGCGUUCGCUGCAGGAGAUCGGGGAACUGUUAAAGAAGAGAGCGGACACGUUAAAAUCCCUCAAAAUCUGAGCGCUCCAUCGAUCCGGUCCCCGACCCGCACGGCUCCACGCGACGGCCCCUAACGCAAUCCUCCCGUCUCAGUCUGUGAACUCAGCUGGUCUCGUCUCCUCUUCCUAUUUAUCCGUCUCAUUACUCACAUACAGACACAGGCACACUGUAAAGUUCAACAACGGCUUCAGCACAAACAUCUACGGUGCUCCGCGCAGCACUUUUAAGUGGAAACGUAAACUUCAUAUCCCUGGCAAAACUACAUAGGCAAAUGAAAAUAAGCAAUUUUAGAAGUACUGCUAUAAAUUAUUGUACAUAGUGUGAAGAUAAAGAAUAUCAACGAGAACUCCUUGGCGAAUUAAAGUGAACUGCUUUGUCCUUUUGUCGAUGUCUUGCGUUAUUGUCUCUCUCACUUCCCAGCCGUAAACCUUGCGAUUGAUGGUUCGUUUUCAGACGACACUCCAAAGCAAAACGGGCCCUAACGGUGCCGCUCCGUAUCACAAGUAGCUAACUUCCAGACUGACGCACUCUGCGACGCGUUUACGUAGCCGUUCGCGAUGCACAACCAGCCAAGAGCUACGCUUCGUCCCGAGGAGAUUUUGCGCAAACUUUUCAACAGGGUGGCGCGAGUAUCCAGAUGCUUCGGGUGCUUCUAUUGCGAUAUUUGUUUGUAUAUUACAAAUGACUUUACUUGAGCCACAAGUGUACGAAAUGUAGCUUUCCCGACUGUUUGUUUGGAAAUGCCACCAUGUGAAAACCAAUAGCAUUUAGUGCUACUUGAGGUUUGGGAAAGUUUGUGUUUGUUUGUUAUCCUUUGAUUGAUGGUCAAAGACGUUUAUUCAAUCAUGUUUGGAAUUAAUUUUAUGAUUAAUUGAAUCGAUUGGUUGGGGCACGUUGUUUACUUAGAAAAAUUGUCGAUUGCACUGAUGAUGUCCCUUAAAUGAUGAGGUUUUAUUGUUGUUGCAUACCAAAAAUGUCUAAAUUAGCCUUGCGUUAAAGGGUUAGUUUACCCCAAAAUGAAAAAUGUCACUUAUUCACCCUCAUGGAAUUCCGAAACCAUUAGAAAUUCGUUCAUCUUCGGAACACAAAUAAUAUUAUUAAUUGACUGUGAGAGACUUCUGUCCCUCCAUUGAAACUCUUUCACCCAAAAACACUGAUGAUUUAAAACAUUCCUAAAGAGAUUUAAAAAAAAAAAUCAUAUGAAUCGAGCAGUGUAAUCCAAGUCUUCUGAAUAAACACAAUCAUUUUAUGUGAUGAACAGAUUGAAUUGAUGCUUUUAUUCACUUACAAGCAUUGAUCGAUGAACAUAAACAGAAGCUCAAGCAUACUUGCUCGAUAUAUGCAUACUUGUGAAUUUUCAUUGGUUUGUUCUUGUGAGCAUCAAGCAAGCAUGCUUGAGUCGUCGUUACCAAAAGUAAACAUUGUUUGCCGAUGAAUGUUAAUAAAAGCCUCAAAUAAAUAUGUUAAUCUUUAAAAGACUUGGAAUAAAGUCGAUCAAAUUGUAUGGAUU
Messenger RNA from Sinocyclocheilus anshuiensis, 4386 nucleotides. Its product is annotated as N-alpha-acetyltransferase 25, NatB auxiliary subunit-like. The transcript has 24 exons. Gene Ontology annotation, molecular function: protein binding. The record is from RefSeq and is a predicted model, not a curated record. NCBI's taxonomy places the organism in Eukaryota, Metazoa, Chordata, Actinopteri, Cypriniformes, Cyprinidae. Bases 57 to 2897 code for a protein of 946 amino acids. Gene Ontology annotation, biological process: N-terminal peptidyl-methionine acetylation. Gene Ontology annotation, cellular component: cytoplasm; NatB complex.